Peniophora sp. CBMAI 1063 is the source of this 264-nucleotide messenger RNA. NCBI's taxonomy places the organism in Eukaryota, Fungi, Basidiomycota, Agaricomycetes, Russulales, Peniophoraceae. The record is from the annotation of a GenBank genome assembly.
AUGUCCUGGAUCGCAGCAUUUGGAGCAGCUAGUGCUGGAGUAUUAGCUGUGAAACCUGUACUCGCUCUCAUCGGAUUCACGAAGGCAGGUGUAGCGGCCCACACUACUGCCGCUGUCUGGCAGGCAUCCAUAGGGAAUGUAGUCCUAGGAUCAGCAUUCGCUACCAUGCAAUCGUUGGGAGCUGGUGCGAUGCUGAGUUGGACGGGGCCGGUAGGCCUCGCUGGGCUCGGGCUAUCGUCGCUAGUCUUCUGGCUUAGAGGAUGA